UGAGUUUGCUAAGAGCUGCUGUUAGGGUUCCGUGCUCCUCGCUCACUCGUCUUCCUUUCCCGGUUUUGUUGCCGCGACGACCGCCGGAGUUUCUGCCGCUGCGAAUUAUCAGGAAUUUGAGCUUCUGCUGGAGAAGGGCUGAGCUGAGAGCUCAUUCGGUCCUCGUGGUGGCUUGCGAGAAGGAGAGUGCGAGCAAAUUGGGAGGCGCCGGUUAAUCUGAUCCGCGUCCUUGCGUUUUGCCAAUUUCAGCAAAUCGAUUGGCCAAUCGCUUGACAGCAUUGAUGAAAUCAAUCAUUUUUCAUUGGGCGUUUUGGCACCAAGUGGAUCCCAUCCAAUUUCUCCGGUGAUAGCGAGCAUGACACAGGGGAUUGUAUGCCAGACCUGUGGUGAUGAGGGGUUCUCUGUUGCUUUGAUAUACUGUUACCGUUGCGAAGAGAAUGCCGUGCAUCGCUAUUGUUUGGAAGUCUUGCCAAAAUCAUUCAAAGAGUUUGUUGUAUGGUACUGCGAUGAUUGUAAGCCUCUGGAUCUCAAACAGGGUGGCAUUGCGGAACCCAGCCCUUCACGUGAAAGUAGUGACUCCCAAAACCUAAAGAGUGUAACAUGUAUUUCAUCCGACGAGAAUGACUCACAGAACUCAAAGACUGCCAAAUUGACAUCACCGAAAGGGAAAUGUAAGAAGAAGACAUCGAGGAAAAAGAAGGUGACAAACAAGGCAAGAAACAGGAAGAAGGGUCUCGAUGAUGGGAAGGACUCAUCAUGCUCCAUAGUUAAAACAGAUGCUCAGAUGACUGAGGGUGGCCAACAGCCUCAGGCUAGCUGCAGCACAAACCAUGUCAAUAUUCAAACUGGGAACGAGCCGAGUUUAAAUGUGGAGGAUGAGAAACGUAGUGAAGAGGCAGAAUCUGCUAAUAACUUAUUCCCAUUACCAGUACUUGACUCCUCAAAGACACCAAGGAACAUUGAUUAUGUCCCUGCAUUGCCGAUUGUCAACCCUAUCUGGAGGGGAGGUAUAUGGAUUAACAAGCACAAAGACAAUUAUUCGUGCAACAUUGUGGCCCACGUGUCCCGAUUAGCAUGCUCCAGGGUUAACAAGGAGGCGAAGCUGUUCCCUGAGAUGCUGUAUUGUGAGCUACAUCGUCGAUCGUCAGUCUGGCCUAGAGGGUUCGAGCAAUACGGGCCUAGGGAUGAUAGCAUCGCUCUUUAUUUCUUCCCAGAAAGUGAGAGUGAUGAGAGGGUUUUCAAGAACCUUAUAAGUGAAAUGAUCCGCAGCGAUUUGGCGAUUAGAGCCAUGGUUGCUCACGCUGAACUCUUAGUCUUCACUUCGACCAAGUUGCCUAUACGACUUUGGAGGUUUCAGGGGAAGCUGUACUUGUGGGGAGUUUUCAGGAAGAAGCAAGAUUCAUCCGAAACAUCGAAAUCAUCGGCUACUUCUGCAGAUAACAUUUCGGAGACAGUAGGCCCAAACUUGAAGGGUCCUAUACCAGUCCGUUAGCCCGUUAGCAUAAAUCAACUCAAUUGUAAAGGUUUUGUUAGGGUGGUAUCAGUGCCACAAUGUAUUCCUUCUAGUUUCUUGGGUAACAACUAACAACAUGAACCAGAAAAUUAGAAUAUUCGGGUUUGGCUAAUAUUCUUUUGAAAGUGUAAAUUCCAUUGUAUAUUCAUGUCUUGCUUCGGCUUGACGAUGAUCAUGUUCUGUCGUUGUUCUGAGUCACAUUUCUUAUCUUCCCGUCUUGUACCAGAAACAGAAAAUCAAAAGUUGGAAGA
Molecule: messenger RNA, 1764 nt
Organism: Punica granatum (pomegranate)
Lineage: Eukaryota; Viridiplantae; Streptophyta; Magnoliopsida; Myrtales; Lythraceae
Source: RefSeq, a predicted model, not a curated record